This is a messenger RNA of Oncorhynchus mykiss (rainbow trout), 1931 nucleotides long. RefSeq names its product terminal nucleotidyltransferase 2 (gene tent2). Gene Ontology annotation, biological process: RNA 3'-end processing. The record is from RefSeq and is a predicted model, not a curated record. NCBI's taxonomy places the organism in Eukaryota, Metazoa, Chordata, Actinopteri, Salmoniformes, Salmonidae. Gene Ontology annotation, molecular function: poly(A) RNA polymerase activity.
CUAAAUCACCAGAGGCCAAGAAAACAUCGUAUUGCCUCCUUUUUGUCUCUGUUAAGGGAAGAGUUCGAAUAUCCGUAAACACAAAGGGUUUAACUAGCUCUGUACCAUCAUCUGAUUCUAUAUAUCACUCAUCAUCCUAGGACCUUCUGCACGAGAGCUAUUGACGAGCAAACUCCGAAUCUCCAAACCUGUGACCGAUACACCGAGGCACAGUUGAUGUUGGACCUCCGUGAGCAGCAACAUGUACCCCAGCGCUGCGCCAGCGGGAUGCCCGCCCUACAACUCCAAAAACGGGCACGGUAAUGGACUCUACCCGCUACCUCAGGCCUUCCUUCAACAUCACCAGCAACUAGCUGAGGCUCCACGAAACAUCGCUAACACAAAUUUCCAUGGUCGGACCCUGCCUGCAGGUCCUUCAGAUAUUCCCCUAUAUGAUUGGAAGCCAAGUCCCAGCACCCCACCUGGUCCUCAUGCAUCUGCACUGGCCAACGGGAGGAAGAGGCACAGUGGAGACCACAGCCCGUAUAAUUUAAAGAGACAGCACUUCAGUUCCCCUGUCCCCCAUUAUGGCAGUCCUCCUGCUGUCGGCUCCUCUCCCUCUGUAUCCCGCCCUGGCCCCAGGGAAACACAGUCUACCCUAAUCCAGCACUCUCAGCCUCUCAGCCCCCAACCGUCUGCCCCACGGAUGCCCCCCCUGUGGGGAGAGAACCCUCGUAGCUCACUGCAGGCUUAUGCCAAGGACAAGCUGAGUGGUCAGAUGGUGGAGCUUUUUGAGGCAUGCCAGCAGCAGUCGACUGACCUGGAGAGGAAGGAGCUGUGCAGAGCUCAACUACAGAGAGAGAUCCAGAGACUCUUCCCAUUGGUGAGGUUGUACCUGGCUGGUUCUUCUCUGAGUGGUUUCGGCAGCAGGAACAGUGAUGCUGACCUCUGUUUGGUCAUCCAAGCAGCACCAGUGGACCAGAGGAAUGAUGCUGUGUAUGUACUCAGUCUCAUUCAGCAGCUCUUCUACAGACUCUCGUACAUAGAGAGACCGCAGCUGAUCCGAGCCAAGGUCCCCAUCCUCAAAUUCAGAGACAAAGUCAGUGGAGUCGAGUUUGAUCUGAACGUAAACAACACUGUAGGGAUCAGAAACACCUUCUUGCUGAGGAGUUACGCCUACGCUGAGCGGCGUGUGCGUCCCAUCAUCUUGGUGGUAAAGAGGUGGGCCAGACAUCACAGGAUAAACGACGCCAGUAAAGGAACACUCAGCAGCUACACUCUAGUACUGAUGGUACUACACUACUUACAGACUUUGCCUGAACCAGUCAUUCCCUCUCUGCAGAAUGAAUAUCCAGAGUGUUUUAGUCCAUCCAUGGAUAUCCACCGUGUGCCUGAGGGUCCGAGAGACAUCCCCCCCUACUCCUCCUCUAACCAGGCCUCACUGGGAGAGCUGCUGCUGGGCUUUCUCAAGUACUACACCUCCGUCUUUAGGUGGGAUAAACAGGUGAUCUCGGUGCGAGAGGCUAAGGCUCUGCCCAAGUCAAAUAGUCUAGAGUGGAGAGACAAGUUCAUCUGUGUGGAAGAGCCAUUUGAUGGCACCAACACAGCCAGGGCAGUCCAUGAGAAGGUCAAGUUUGAUGCCAUCAAAGCACAGUUCGCUGAGUCGUGGCAGAUGCUCCAGCUGAGAAAGGAUCUCAACUUCAUCCUCCCAAUCAGAAACACCAUCCAGAGAUGAGGAGGAGGAACUGUGAGUGACUCAGCUGUACAGAGGAAAUCUGCCUGGUCUGUCCUGGGCCUUUCUGCUGGGUUGUACAGUCUCCGUCUCCCUCCUCAGCAUGCCAAAGCCCUAACAUUCAGACUCUUCACGUUCUCCUGACUCACCUGCCAAUGUUACGGACACAGAGGAGAAAUAAAAGAAAGUAUAACCUCUGAUAUUUGAAGAGGAUACAUGA